ACGUCAACAACUAUCUUUGUUUAAUACAUUAAAAUAAAAAAUAAUCAUGAAAUCAUGGGCUAUCAGAUCUGUGGUUAAAUUAAAUUGUAAAGAAAUAAUUUCUGUAGACGGAGUUUAGAGCAAAUGGAGACAGAAGUCAUCCAUCUGCGACCCUAGUGCAUGGAGAGGGAACACACAAAUCUCAUUUGACAUCUGUAAUAUUAAUAGAAGGGGCCCCCUUAAACAUCCCCAACAAAUUUCUCUGCCUCAAGACCAAUGAAGGGCGAAGCCGCAAAGGGCAGUGAAGGCUGAAGAGCAAUAAACGUGAGAGAGGGAGAGGCAGAGACCAAUGAAGGGCGAAGCCGCAAAGGGCAGUGAAGGCUGAAGAGCAAUCAAAAGAUUUACUCAAUCUUUGAAUUAACUCUCUCUCUCUCUCUCUUCUCUCUCUCUCUCUCUUCUCUCUCUCUCACGCUCUAUUUAGGGCCCAAAGGUCUCAUUAGAAUCAAAGGUAGAGGAAUCCGGGGAACUGAGGCCGAGGUGAGAAAAAAACAGAGCAUAGCUUCUGCUUUCUCUGCUGCAUGCUGAUAUUCCCCUGUCUUCAAUUGUUCAGUGUAUUUUUGCUGUGCAUCUCUCUUCAGAAGCUCACAUGCACACAUCGCUGUCAAACUCCUCCCUGCAUCGCUCACCUCAAGCUCUAUUUCCUCCCUACCUAUUUUGGUGAAAGAGUUCAUCAUUUCAAAUUUCGCUGAUCGUUUGUUGCUUAUUACUUACACGUACGGGCCUGCAAAUCUCCAACUCAUCUCUUGUCUUUUUCCACCAAAAUCUUUGAACCCAUCAUUCAAAAUCUCUGUCCAAGUUGAUCACCCUCUAUAAUAAAUCAAGAAACCCCAUCCCUCCUCCACUUACCUCAAAAAUUCUCUAUAAACUUCACCGACCAUGAAGGAGUUUUGGACAUCACUAGCUUCUCUAAUGGGCGUUUUCGCCUUCUGUCAAAGCCUCCUCCACGCCGUCUUCCCUCCCGAUCUCCGCUUCGCAACCGCGAAGCUCUUCAACCGUCUCUUUCGCUCUUUCUCCACUUACUGCUACUUUGACAUCACCGAGAUCGACGGAGUUAACACCAACGAGCUCUACAACGCUGUUCAGCUCUACCUCAGCUCCUCCGCCUCCGUUGCUGGUUCCCGCCUCUCUCUCACCCGUGCCCUCAAUUCCUCCGUCUUCACCUUCGGCCUCUCCAACAACGAUCGCCUUAUCGACACGUUCAAAGGCGCAACCGCCAUUUGGGAGCACGUCGUCACUCAGCGGCAGUCCCAAACAUUCUCAUGGCGCCCACUGCCCGAAGAGAAGCGGGGCUUCACCCUCAAAAUCAAGAAGAAGGACAAGCCUCUCAUUCUCGAGACCUAUCUCGAUCACAUUAUGGAGAGAGCCGCGGAUAUUCGAAGAAAGAAUCAAGAUAGGCUUCUGUAUACGAAUUCUCGCGGCGGAGCUAUGGAUACGAGGGGCCACCCUUGGGAGUCUGUUCCUUUUAAGCAUCCGAGCACAUUUGACACAUUGGCUAUGGAUCCUUUGAGGAAGGAGGAGAUAAUGGAGGAUUUGAGGGAUUUUGCGGAGGGGAAAGCUUUUUAUGAGAGGACCGGUAGAGCUUGGAAGAGGGGUUAUCUUCUUUAUGGCCCUCCGGGCACCGGAAAGUCGAGUAUGAUAGCUGCCAUGGCUAAUUUCUUGAGAUACGAUAUUUAUGAUCUUGAGCUUACUGAGGUUCAUACCAACUCCGAGCUCAGAAAGCUUUUGAUGAAGACUACUUCGAAGUCUAUCAUUGUCAUUGAGGACAUUGACUGUUCGAUUAAUCUUACUAAUAGGAUCUCCGGCACCGGGGGCAAGAACCAUGGGCUGUCGUCUAGUGAUCCAAUGGGGUCUGGUGAGGAAUCGAGCUCGGGUACUAAGUCUAUUACUCUCUCCGGUUUGUUGAAUUUUACCGAUGGAUUGUGGUCGUGUUGUGGGAGCGAGAGGAUAUUUGUGUUCACGACGAACCACAUUGAGAAACUUGACCCGGCAUUGCUCAGGUCAGGGAGGAUGGACAUGCACAUAUUCAUGAGCUAUUGCUCGUUCUCAGCGUUGAAGAUUUUGUUGAAGAAUUAUUUGGGGUUGGAGGAUGGAGACGUUGAGGAGGGGAUGAUGAAGGAAUUGGAGGAGGUGAUUGAUGAUGCUGAGAUGACGCCGGCGGAUAUUAGUGAAGUCUUGAUCAAGAAUAGGAGGCAUGAGAAGGAGAGAGCGGUGAGAGAAUUGUUGGGGGUUUUGAAAGGGGGAUUAGAGGGGAAGAAGAAGAAGAAGGAGAACAAGAAUGUAGUCGGAGGAGAAGAGGGGAUGAAGGAGAGAAUUGCGGGAGAGUUGGAGGAAGAAGAAGAGCAAGAGAAGAGGGCAUUAGAGAGCCCAAAAGAAGGGGUCAAGGGAUUGAAGAAGCUGUGCAAUGGGAAUCUAUAAGAGAGGAUACAUUGAUGUAAUUUGGUUAAGUUAGAUGGAGUUUUUUUAGUUUUUGGGAUUUGUUUUGG
Messenger RNA from Asparagus officinalis (garden asparagus), 2522 nucleotides. RefSeq names its product AAA-ATPase At5g57480-like. Bases 916 to 2454 code for a protein of 512 amino acids. Lineage: Eukaryota; Viridiplantae; Streptophyta; Magnoliopsida; Asparagales; Asparagaceae. Gene Ontology annotation, molecular function: ATP binding; ATP hydrolysis activity. The transcript has a single exon. The record is from RefSeq and is a predicted model, not a curated record.